AUAGGUUAUAUAACCCUUCCAUGGUUGCAUGUUCCGCUUAAAAAUAGCGGAACUGGGCUUGUCUUUGCGGCAGUCGCUUGCGAUUUUCCUUCGUCGCUUUUAGCACAUAUUCGGAUGUUUUGGGUUUCUUGCGUCUGCGCAGUUAUCAGCAUCAGACCCCGCCCCCGGUCAGCUUCCCUGUUGCUUCAACAAAUGUGAUCAGAUCCCAAUUCAUUUCAUUCCUUAAAACCAGUCUGCACAUACACACCUGCGCAGUUCAAACACAGCAUUGUACUGCAAUCUGACAUUGCAGAUUCAUAACCCUUUAGACUUUGUUCACUUCCUCAUUCAAUAUAUUUUCAUUGCAACCAGAAUCAGUCCAGCAACUAUGGCAAUAUGGACAGUACUCGCCGUUGCAGGCGGAGCUGUUUCUACAGUAGUUCUUGUUCCUGUUGCUCUGGGGGCAAUAGGCUUCACUGCAGGCGGGAUUGCAGCAGGGUCCACUGCAGCUGGAAUGAUGUCAUCGGCAGCUGCAGCCAGCGGUGGGGGGGUGUGCUGCAGGAAGUCUGGUGGCUGUGCUUCAGUCUGCCGGUGCUGCGGGCCUGUCAGCUGCAGGGACUGCAGUUACUGCGGGGGUCGGGGGGGCCGUGGGGUAUGUCGGAUCCGCAAUCGCCAGCAAGUUUGGAAAAUAGAAGAGAGCGGGGGAAACUAA
Molecule: messenger RNA, 691 nt
Organism: Polyodon spathula (Mississippi paddlefish)
Lineage: Eukaryota; Metazoa; Chordata; Actinopteri; Acipenseriformes; Polyodontidae
Product: interferon alpha-inducible protein 27-like protein 2B
Exons: 4
Coding region: 368-691 (107 amino acids)
Cellular component (GO): membrane
Source: RefSeq, a predicted model, not a curated record